CGCCUUUGGGCCAUCGGCGAUCGUGCGGGUUCCUCUGCCAUCUGUCUCGACGAUCCGCCUUUCGCCAUGGUGUCCCUCGGCGUGCAGCACCGGAUAGGACAGGAAAGCUAUGGCUCGGUCGAGGUGCAGGUCGGCAACAGCAAGCAGUCUAUCGAUUCGGCCGUCAAAACGCUGAUAAAGUCCCAGGGGGUCAGCCCUCUUCUCGAGAAUCCCUUGCAAUCGGCGGUGGCAACGUUGCUGGGUUUGCUUGAGUCGGAGCGCCAGGAGACCCAGCUCGCUUCCGCCCUUGCGCUGCCACAGGAGCAGCAAGCCGAAAACACCAAGGGGCUCAUGCACCUGUACGGGGAGAGCACUGCGGCCUACCAUGUACCGAGCGGAGAGCCCAUAUUCCCGGUCGCCUUGGCAUAUCUCGUCAACUCGUCGGACUAUUCGAUACUGGACACUCUACUCAACCUCGAGCGCACAUACGGCCAGGCGAUUGAGGCCAUGUGGGCCAAGCGCGACGAAGGCAUUGCCGAGAUCCAAGUCAGACACAGCCGGGAGAUUGGAAGCACCGAACAUACUCGCAGAGAAAUCGGCUUGGCUGAAAUGCUCUCCCGUCACAACGAGGAACUGGAUAUCUUCAGAGCCACGAUAGCAAGCGAGAUUGAGGAGCUGCACAAAUCCCAGCGCCAGGAGUAUCAGGACUUUGUGGUCAAGGUCUACGAGGAAAUGCAGCACCGCCUGAAUGACGGAGCCGACAAAGGAAAGAAACUGCAGCAGUCCGAAGCAAUAGCAACAUUGGCUCCGGAGCCGGGGGCCAAGGCCGAUCGGCCGGCCAGCGCCCUCGAUCCCUCCGAGGUGAUUACAACGGCCAUCAAGAAGCUCGAGCGGCAUCCGUCGAUGGAAAUCAUGAAACUAGAAGGGGACGAGCAGCGGAGCCAAAUGAUAGCACAGAAAGCCGCUGUCCAGCCCGGACCUGCAGCCGAGGAAACUGAUUCUAGUCCACAAGCACCCAUUUCCCCUCCUCCAAAGCCCGAGCCUCCAGUCGACCCUCGUUUGGAGAAGAAGAUAUCGGAACUGUCGGAGAUGGGGUUCUCCAAAGAAGAGAGCAGCGCUGCCUUGGAGAUCACCGGACAGGACCUGGAGCGAUCUAUCGUGCUCCUGCUUGAAAAUCCAGGCGUUGUUCAGCAGCACCUCGCCCAACGACAGACUCGCACACCGCAGCUGGCCCGGUCGACACCCAACCUACAGCAGUCCGCAGCUGGCCGCCCGAGCACAACAGCCGCACUUUCACGCGAAAGCAAGGACUCCGUAUCGACGCCGCCGCUGCCGGCUCGUGGCGGCGUCAAGAAAUCCCCCUCGACCUUUCUCGGCCGAGUGUUGUCCAACAGUGGUGGGUCGUCAGUAGGCUCUCCUGUCCAAACACCGCCCGAGUCGCCGUCGCUGGCGCGCAGACCCUUCAAUCCUGUCGCCUUCCUCAAGGAGCAGCAACAAAAGCUCCAGCAGUCGUCGGCUGGAGCGGCGGCGACGUCGGGACUCAAGCACGUCUCGAGUAUCUUUGGCAAAGCCUUUGAGGCCCUCAAUGAGUCGCUGGGACUCGAUGACGUUGACGGAUCGGAGAAGCAGCGCUCUGCCUCUGUAAACUCGCCUUCCGGCGACACAUCCAACGACAGCGGCGAGAGCUUUACCGUCCAUUUCGGACAGCGGGUCCGAACUAUCUACAACCUCCGGCUGCAGGUGUCCAGGAUAUCGGCGCAGUUUAGUCGCAAGCUGGAGCCGGAGCAGCAGGUGGCGUGCUUGACGCAGACCACGACGUCCCUGUACUCGGAUGACCUGAGUGCGGCUAUCGUCCUGCUGACACCACAGCAAUUCGCGACCUAUGCGUCCGGCAACUCAGCUAACAAGGAACUGAUUCGCAAGUGCCAGCGCUCGACCGAGUUUCAUUUCAACGAGAUCGACAUUCAGCUGAAGGAGAUCGAGCGAAGGCUUCCCCAGGACGAGAGGGGCCAGCCACUUCUGGAAGAAGGCGACUUUUUCAUCACGAAGCACUCCAACCUGCCUCUGAUCCAUGUGGUCUUUCAUCUCAUCAUUGGCGACGAAUCGCUUCGGGGCGAGAUGUCUCCUAGGUCACCGAUUCUUGAAGGAUACCGGAAUAUCCUGCGAACCUGCCACCGCUGUGAGAUCUACAACGUCUCGGUGCCGCUGCUGCUCGUGCCAGACUUUGACUCAGACCCGCCGGCGUGCGUGGCCUCCGAGGCUCUGGUCCAGCGCCGCGGCGAGUACGUGAUGAAGGCGACCAAGGGCUCGAUGAUGGAGCACACUCGAUCAACGACGGCUGUGGGAGGCAGCAGCGGCAACGGCACCGCCGGCAGCUCGUUCACCGCCAAGCCACGAACGAUCAUCUUUUCGGUCCCGCGAGGAAUUGGGCCGGUCGUCUAUGCGGGUGUGAAAGAGAGGCUGUCGGAGAUCUUUAGAACAACCUGAUCGCAGCAGCGGACGUCGAUCCCAGACCGAUGAGAGUCGUCUUGGGAGACCCGGAGGAAGCCGACCGACAAGCAUGCAUUGUGCGAUCUAGAUUUGGGGCCGUGGGAAUC
Molecule: messenger RNA, 2576 nt
Organism: Polychytrium aggregatum
Lineage: Eukaryota; Fungi; Chytridiomycota; Chytridiomycetes; Polychytriales
Exons: 11
Coding region: 67-2466 (799 amino acids)
Cellular component (GO): cytoplasm
Molecular function (GO): protein binding
Source: RefSeq, a predicted model, not a curated record